Molecule: messenger RNA, 869 nt
Organism: Dinoponera quadriceps
Lineage: Eukaryota; Metazoa; Arthropoda; Insecta; Hymenoptera; Formicidae
Exons: 3
Coding region: 272-703 (143 amino acids)
Source: RefSeq, a predicted model, not a curated record
AGCGCUUUUUUUUUCUCUUGUCUUCGGCACUCACCGGCACAUAAGAAGAGGAGGAUGUUCGUCGGCCAGUUACAAGUAACGGGCACGUCGACCGCGUUCUACGAGGAAGGUGAGGCCGGUGAAUAAAUGCUGCGCGUGGAUCUACGAAAGAGAUCGAAGCCAGGGGAGAUCUCGUUUCGUGCCACGAAAAAUCUCAGUCGCGCGGAGAACGAACGUGUGUGGAAACCUUGAUCUUCUUCGAUUGGUCUUCUCAUCGGUUUUCCUUGGGAAUAUGUCGCUUCUGGUGGUUCUGCUCGGCAUGGUUCUCUUGUCGCAUUGCUGCGCGUCCAGUGCAUCCGACGAACACAGAGAAACGACGGGCGAUCGUGCAUCAGGGGCGAAAAUGAACGAGCCGUUGACGCCUUUGCCACAGAACGAAGGACGACAGUUGCUCGAUUAUCCUUUGUUCCCUUCCUUCGCGCACAGAUAUAGACCGCAGAAAUGUCCUCUUUGCGACAGUUCGAUUUACCCUUACUGCGGCGAGAAAAUGUUCCACGACGCCUGCUGCUGCACCGAGUAUCAUCAGCACGACUUGCCUUAUCAGUGCAAACUGGCCGACUGCAGAUUUCUGCACGCCAACAGUUGCAGGGAGCAUCGGCUGAUCGCGAACUGCUGCUGCAGCGAUGAUUAUCGCACACUGCUUAAGGCUCUGACGAUCGCGUAGAACUCUCUCCUCAGACGCCUUUCUCUCGAAUUCAACAAUGACACCGUCGCACGAGAACACAAUAAUAUUAACAUGAUUAAUAUCACAAAUUUAUUAAUAUUACAAAUUAUUAAUAUCACAAGCCGGGGAAAUUAUAUAUGACUGAUAUGUCCACGACGAAAAAAUA